Molecule: messenger RNA, 693 nt
Organism: Chrysochloris asiatica (Cape golden mole)
Lineage: Eukaryota; Metazoa; Chordata; Mammalia; Afrosoricida; Chrysochloridae
Gene: MAP1LC3C
Product: microtubule-associated protein 1 light chain 3 gamma
Exons: 6
Coding region: 1-693 (230 amino acids)
Biological process (GO): autophagosome assembly; macroautophagy; cellular response to nitrogen starvation
Cellular component (GO): autophagosome membrane; autophagosome; cytosol
Molecular function (GO): ubiquitin protein ligase binding
Source: RefSeq, a predicted model, not a curated record
AUGCAGCCUCCAGAGAAAAGCCCAAGCCUCAGACCUUUCAAGCAGAGGAAGAAUUUAGCAACCAGAAGAGAGGAAGUGGCUGGAAUCCGGGCAAAGUUCCCAAGCAAGAUCCCGGUCAUAGUGGAACGCUGCCUCCGUGAGAAAGUCCUGCCCCCGCUGGACAAAACCAAGUUCCUAGUUCCGCAGGAGCUGACCGUGACCCAGUUUCUCAGCCUCCUUCGAAGCCGCAUGAUGCUGAGGUCCACUGAAGCCUUUUACCUGCUGGUGAACAAUAAGAGCCUGACCAGCUUGAGCCUGACCAUGGCGGAGGUCUACAGGGACUACAAGGAUGAGGAUGGCUUCGUGUACAUGACCUAUGCUUCCCAGGAGAUGUUUGGCUGCUGUGGGUCAGCAGACCCUAGCAAUGGGAGCAGCCUCAGAGAUGGAGCCUACAGCUUAUCUACUUGCCACCGCACAGUGGCAGCUCAUGCUGCCUGCCAAGAGAAAAGCCAGUUACAGGGAGACACGGGUAUGGAGGCCCCGCCCGUGUCUUCGGCCCCGCCCACGAGCGCAGACGCCAGGGGCGUUCCCGCGGCAAGGCAUCAGCAAUCUAUCCGGGGUGGUCGGCGCGGCGUGCUCAGCGGCAGUAGCGGCGACUUUGGGCCCUGGGGCGCCAGCGGGGAGCGGGCCGGCGCGUUUGGGGUAGUGAACUAA